UGAUCUUACUUUAUAGCUUUUUGAGAGAAAAUGUUAUAUAGCGACUGCAGACAGGUCAUGCGAGUCAUUUUGCGAAAGAACUUACCAUUGUUCAGAGUGGAGCUGUAGUGUCUUGGGCUCGUUGGAAGAGAGUUCGAGUUUUUGUUAAAGAAACGUACAGAUCUAACGCUCUAAGGAAGUGACCAUUGUGUAUGGUGUGAAUAGUUUAAGUUCUUCGCUCCUUUCCUUAAGUCUUCUAUUUAAUUUCUCUUUAUAUAUAUAAAAUUUUAAUAUUGCCCCAAGGAGCAAGUUUGGUUAUAAAUUGAGUUUUACUGUGAUUGUUGAAUAACAAAAGGGAGAGAAAAGAGCAAAACUUUCAUUGGAUUAAAAUUCAAUUAAGGAAUCACAAUGCGAUUAAGGAAUUUGGGGAUACUGUUGUUCACUUUGCUUGCUGUUUGUGAGGCACGGCGUGUUCGAGUACAAACAAGGCCAAAACCAGAGGAUGUGGAGAGUCGAGAGGCAGCCUCUAUCGAGCAUACGGAUGCUGAUGAUAGCAAAGCCCAACCAGCCAUUCAGUACUAUAGCGCAGCAGAACCACAAGAUAAUCAAGGAAGAGUGAUUCUUGUAGCAUCUGAUGAUGACUACAACGGUCCAUAUGGUCAGCCAACAUUGAGACCAAGAGCAGACUACAACAGACCAACUGUUGCUACGAGACCUCAAACUGCUGCCCCUAUUGCUCGAUCCAAGGAUCAUGCCACUAAGCCCCCUCCAGUUCAAACAAUUCGAAAUUAUAGCAAAGUGAACGACGAUGGUUCUUUCACCUUCGGCUACGAAGCUGCUGAUGGGUCAUUCAAAGAGGAGACCCGUGGAACUGAUUGCGUUGUGCGUGGAAAGUACGGGUACAUUGAUCCUGAUGGCAACAAACGAGAAUUCACUUAUGUCUCAGGAAAUCCAUGUGACCCCAAUAACCCGGAAAGUGAAGAGGAAGAGCAAGAAAGGUCUGAGGAAGAUUCAAAUGAAAACAUACCUCAGAACUAUCCACGACGACCAGUUCCCCGUCCUGUGCGUCCAUUGCAUACCACUCCUCGACCUACCACAACUGUUUUUCAAAAUAAUUACGCCCACGCAUCCCUACCACAGCAGCAAGAUGGCACUGAUAGUGAAGAAUCUGAAGAGCAAGAACCAAUCCAGUAUAUCCAACCCCAACGACCAUCAGUCACUCAACGUCCUAUAAUUAGGACGCAACCACAAGAAGUGACUAUACGCGAAAGACCACGCGUGACUGUUAGCACUACCCCUACUCCAGCUGCAAUUCAGUACACACCCUCCCAAUCGGUCAGCAUUACACCACGACCAACCUACCGUGCACCAACCCAAACCCUCCAGACCCAACCUCCUGCUACAACCUAUAGACCAGCACUGAGCUCUACGCAGAAGUCCACCACUACCUACAACAGUCCAUCGGCUUUCAAUGAAGGCUUGCCAACGAGACCGACAGCAAGUCGAAGGCCGAUUGACUUUGCGGCGGAAUUCCAAAAAUUCCAAGAUGAAACAAAUGCCCUAACACCCUCUCCAGUUGCACCUUCAGCUGGUAAACCAUUCAAACCAGCAGCAGCACUGCCAACUGGAAAUCCCAUAUAUCAAUCACAAUUGAUUUUCGAUCCCUCUACUGGUCAAUACGACGCGAAUCUGUACCAGCAGUUGCCACAGUCGGAGGGUGAUUUUGCACUGAGUCAUCGUAUUCAACCAUACGUGCACUUGCACCCUCAACCGACGCUAGUCUCACUGGAGCAACUCCAGAAUCAGAGCCCUCUCUACAGGCAACAAAUACCGCAACCACAGCCGCAGCCGCAACAGUUGAGGCCUGCGCCUAUUCCCGUGCCACAAUUCUCGCAGCAGGUGUACCAGAAGUCGCAGGAGAAUCUUCAAGUGUUGAAUUCUCAGCAGCUCUUUGCACAGCAGCAGGAGCUGGCACAGCAACAAUUGCAACAUGAUCGCCUUCAUGCGGCCAAGAAGUCACAAUCUGCUGCCGGUUCACACAGGUUCCAGGUUCAGGCGCAACCACAGCGAGCUCAGCCUCAAGCCUUACCACCACAGCAGGCAUUCUAUUUAAUUCAACCCGCUCCUGGUGGAUCUCUCGGCCAAAUAGAUGCCUUCCUGCGAGGACAGAACCUUGACUAUUAGUUGCAAGCAAUAUCAGUCACUUGAGAAGACACCUAAAGAAUACAUAUAGGUUUAAGAAUGAGAAAAAAUUAACACCAUGCAAUUAGCCACUGAUUUAGGUGUAAAAGUGUAAAAAAAAUACUCCAUGUGUGUAAAUAAUUGCUGUAAAUUCCUUUUCCUACAAAUUAAUGCGAUUUACGAUGAAAAAACUUCAAUAGGUCGGUUGGUAUGAAAUGUUUGUUUUCAUAACACAUAGAUUCGUAAUUCUUCUUAAUCGACAAAGUGUGACGGUGGUCACCGUGUGGGAGUAUUUUUAUAAAUUUUAUAGUUUUUGAUAUUUAAUAAAAAAAAUUAUUUAAUAACGCUGUAUUUGAACUUGGCUUAUUUGGCAAAUAAAUGAGAUUUAGGAUGUUACAUUUCACCAUCGAUGGGCGUCAAAAUUUGGAAAAUUUUAGGAUCAUCUAGAACAAUUUUUUUUGAAAAUCUAGGUAUAAGGAUUAGAUGAUUUUAUUCGAGAUCAUUCCUAAAAAAAUUGAAUCUGAACAUUUCAUACCAACUGACCGACAAAUAUCAUGAUUUUUGGAUUGCAUGCGAUUAACGACCUCAAUCAAUCACGCAUAAUAUUGAAUUGAAAUGGGUUUGCCAUAAAAUUAGCGGCAAAUAUUGUUUUUUAGUCAUUUAUCUUUAGAUUUUAUAAAAUGAUUUUAUGUAAAUUGUUAAUUUUUUAAGAUUAAUUGCGAUCCAUAAAAUUUCAAUUUCUUCUAUCAUUCUCUCUAUUUACUAUAUAUUAACUACUACAUAUAACAAGUAUUAUCAUAUCACUAUUUCUAUAUCUUUUCUAUCUCUUAUACUUUCUUGAAAUCUAUCUUAGUAGGAAGUUUAGAAAGUGAAAGUGAGCACGUUUGGUAUCAGAUGCGAACAUGAUAUUUUUCUCAUACUCUCCGUAUUAUAAUUAAUAAAUUCCGGUUCUUGUUGCAUUCCUUAGUGAAUUCUUCAGGCGACAAAGCAGUGUGAUUUAUUUCAAAGUCAAUUUACGAAGAAAAAAGGAAUUCAUGAGUGUGAUAGAAAAAAACAAGAAUAUUUAUAUCUCAAUUCAUGAGGCUUUGCAUUGUAGCAGCGCAAAAGACUAUGCCUCACAUAUUAAAUUCUAUGUGUAAUGUAAACAAUUUUCUUAGCAUUUAUAGUGUAAUUGGGUAUUAAGUAAUAAGAGCAAUUACACUUAAAGAUCGCCAAUGGUUAUUCCGUGUAGCUGGAGGAAUAUUAUAUAUGUACUUACAUACCUACUAGAUAAUGAAAGCGAAGAAAAAAAAAGAGAGAGAAGUUAUAUAUCGCGAUCCAAGAAUGCCCGGAUCACUUCAUUGAAAGAAAAACUCGCUCGAACGUGUAAAAGAAACUUGACUAUUGCAUCACAUCACACACCUUGUCUGCGAUUUCGGAUAUUGAAGCUUUUAGCAGAUAGGAAUUCAACACAUUUCAUAUGGCUAACGACGGAGUUUAUUUAACCCAAAUAUAUAUAGUAUGAGAAUUAGCUGCGGUGGCGCGAAAAAAAUCUCAAUCAAUUUUAUACAUUAAAAAGUAACAUGUUAGGUGAAUGAGAUUGACAGAGAGAUGAUUUAGUCUUGCAACAUUAUGUGCAGUUCUUCAUUUAAUCAAUACCAUGAUCUGCAUAUAAAAUAUAGUGGUAUGUAUAAAUUAAUUUGUCUACCAUAUAUCAAUUCAUUAAUUACGCAACACCGUUCCAGAGAACUCUCAAUUUAAUAAUGAAUUGAUUGAAAGCACAAUAAAAGAUUUGUGAAUUGUAUAUUAUUAUGUUAAAUGUUAUUAAAAAAACCAGAUUUUUUAUUGAUGUAAGAUCAGGUCCAUCUGUUCCAUCUGUUCUGUUCUUGAAAAAUCCAUUUUUGGAAAUCGAAAAUUGUAUUUCCUGAAUUUCCAAAAAAAACAAGGAAUUUUAAUGUAAAUGGAAGAAGCAAUUAAUUAUCCCUAAAAGGAAUCUCUAUAUACCAUUAAACAAUCUGCGCCUCUUUUGUUUCUAAAAUUUAUAGUAUAAUAUAACGAACAUAACAGUGUAAGAAAUGUAAUUAAUUUAAAAACUAUUGACAUUUUUUAUUAUUAUACAAACAUAUUACCAACACAACAAAAUACUCUGUUCCAAAUAAGAUUGAGAAUAAGAAUAAAAUUGUAAUAAAUUGUACAUAAAA
Messenger RNA from Lutzomyia longipalpis, 4340 nucleotides. Its product is annotated as transcription factor SPT20 homolog. Gene Ontology annotation, cellular component: chitin-based extracellular matrix. Gene Ontology annotation, molecular function: structural constituent of chitin-based larval cuticle. Lineage: Eukaryota; Metazoa; Arthropoda; Insecta; Diptera; Psychodidae. The record is from RefSeq and is a predicted model, not a curated record. The transcript has 2 exons. Bases 388 to 2163 code for a protein of 591 amino acids.